Messenger RNA from Neurospora crassa OR74A, 1857 nucleotides. RefSeq lists its product as hypothetical. The coding region runs from base 80 to 1054 and encodes 324 amino acids. The transcript has 2 exons. The record is from RefSeq and is a predicted model, not a curated record. Lineage: Eukaryota; Fungi; Ascomycota; Sordariomycetes; Sordariales; Sordariaceae.
AUUCAAUUGGCCAACAUAAUAUAAUCUCCAUCAACUACGCAAUAAAUUUUCACUCUCAGCAAACCUUCACUGUUGACUUAUGUCACCUAGCUUCGACUCCCCGUCGCCGGCCGGCUCGAUAGGACGUCCAGACACCACCGAUAAUGAUUCUCUCUUCGCACAACCCCGCCCACGGCCGGCCAGGUCUUCGGCGCAAACUCAGGAGAUACGAACGCGAAACCGGCGGAGGGAGUACCUAGAACGGCAUCCAGGCUACUUCAAGUCUACGGAACAUGAACUCGCUGAUCCAAUUCUAUACGACUCUCUCAUUCGGCGGUUCCAAACGCCUGCCGAGCGAGAAGCAGAGGGUAAGGAGAAGGGAUAUGCUCGCGUAUUGGAAGGCUCUUUGCUACGGGGGGAGGAGAAGCUCGCAAGGCUGGCGGUGGCGACAGCAACGGGUGGUAAUUCUGGCACUGAAGGCGGUGAGGAAUCACUGGCGCCUACGGUAAUCGAGGGGCAAAUGGACCGGCAAAGCCAGACGACGAGAACCGUCAGACAGCCUCCAAGUCAGACAAUACCGACAUUAGACGAACCAACAUCAGCCUCUAUGAACACCACCUCCGCAAUGUUCGCCACUUUCACCACACCAGUCCAGCAACCGCUUCCUCGCUUCGGGGUUUUGAGCGAGCCUUCUUCUUCGUCAUCUACCACCAACGCCAACACCAACCAAACCACACAGUCUCCUCCUCUUCCAGCGGCAACGACGACGGUAACUACUACGGGCCUAUCAAGCACACUUCCAGUCUUAACAGGCACCGACACCCCCGCCCAGAGCCGUGAAGAAGGCCUAGACCAAUGGACCGCCUUCCUUCGCGAGCGGUUCGUCCGCGGUGAAGAUGAGGAUUUUGAUUACAGGAUCGUAGACUGCGAUGACGAGCUUGAUACCCUGGAGAGAAGAGAGGAAGAAGAGGCGUGGUUUGAUGAGGAGGAACCUGAUUGGGCUAGCGACGGUAGUGAUGGGGAGGAGAAGGCUGAGAAAGUGCUGGAGGGAGAGACAGGGGUGCAGGAUUUUUGAGAGGCUUGUGGAGUUGGAGGUGUGACGGGGGGGUUGCUGAGGAAAUUGGGGCGAGGAUAGUGUGGUGAUGGGCGGGCUGGCUGACUGAUGGUGAAGAUUUUGAGGGAAGGGCGGUUGUGGAUGGGGGUAUGUGUCCAGUUUUGGGCACCCUCAGGCUCGAAUCUGAUGGUUGGUAUUGGAGUUUGGUUCCUCUUGGGAUACAGGAUGAUAUAUUCUUUUGCGAGACAUCUGGCUGGGUUGGGUCUUCGCGACAGCUUAUCAUUUCACGGAUCGACGAUUAAGCGGCGGGCCUUCAAUUUCUCUCGUGUGUCAAUGUGGAGAGCUAAUCAUGGGAUGUGAUUCACGGAUCUAUGGGACGUUAUUGGGGAAAUGGGGGCUUCCAUGGGCUGGCUGGCUGGCGGUGAGGGCGUCGGGGCAAUGAUGGAUGUGAUUAUACCCAGUCUUGAGUAUCCCCGAGGCCCAAGUAUUGGUGGUUGACUGGAGUCUGGAUCCUCUGGAUGAACAGGACGUGCUUCCCGUCUUUUUUUUUCUUCUUUUUUUUUUUUACGCACAUCUCCAUUGGCUUUCAGACGUCCUAAGCGAUGGAGCUUGGGAACUUUUGUAAUGUCCCGUCGUGGAAUGGGGGAAGAAGAUGGGCGUCACCAACAUUCCAUUGGGUUGCUACUGGCCUAUCGCUGAUGUUGCCACGGUUCACAGACUUUUCACCAUCGAUGAAAGAUGUCAAUCCUAGUCAUUUAUGUGAAAAUGAUAUGUGUUGACUCCGGCUGAAACAAGCCGUUGGGGACCGGGGAAUGGCAGUUAAG